Acanthosepion pharaonis is the source of this 1833-nucleotide messenger RNA. The record is from the annotation of a GenBank genome assembly. Lineage: Eukaryota; Metazoa; Mollusca; Cephalopoda; Sepiida; Sepiidae.
AUGUUCUUAUCUCUCGUUCUUUUCGUGAACGUCACUUUCUUUAUGCUUUCGUGUUUGCUUUCAUCCUUUUCCUCUCUUCCUUUCUUUUGCAAUUUCUGCUUUUUUCUUUCUUUCGUUGUUGUCCUCAUCUCCUUCCUAACUCUUUCAGCUAUCACCGUCUACUCCUCUUAUCCCCCCCCCGUUUCUACGUUUCCCUCUUUCUCAUUGUUGCCCUUCACAUCUUACCUUACCUUCUCUUUCUUCUAUCACUGUUUCCUCUUCUCUUCAUCACUCUCGCAUUUUUCAACUUCUUCGUCAUGCCUCCUUUUUUUCCUCCUUCCCUUCAUUUUAUUCUAUCGCUAUUUCCUCUACUUUUCUCUUUUCCCUUUCCUCACCCUAACCUCUUUUUCUUCUAUUGCAACUUCCUCUUCCCCACUUCCUUGCGUCUAUUAUCGUCUUCUUUUUCUUUUCUUUCCCUCCAUUUUUAGUUCCGAUUUUUUUCCUUUCCUUGCCCAUCUCUCUCUACAAACUAUUUCUCUCUCUUUUAUCUCUGUUUCCUCCUCCUCUUCUCCCUCUCUCUCAUUCUCCCUCCCUCCCUCUCUCUCACCCUCCCUCCCUAUCUCUCUCUCUCUCACUCUCCCUCCAUCUUCUCUCUCUCACUCUCCCUCCCUCUCUCAUUCUCUCUCCCUCCCUCUCUCUCACUUUCCCUCCCUCUCUCUCAUCUCUCUCCUCCCUCCCUCUCUCUCUCCCUCCCUCCAUCUCUCUCCUCUCCCUCCCUCUCUCUCAUUCUCUCCCUUCCAUCCAUCCCUCCCUCUCUCUCUCUCUCUCUUCUCUCUCAUUCUCUCUCCCUCCCUCUCUCUCACUUUCCCUCCCUCCCUCUCCCCUCCCCUCCCCCCUCUUACAGUUUCUAUUUUUUGGUCUUUUUCUCCUUUUCUCAUCCUUCUCUCUUUUUCCUUUAUCGCCGUCUUCUCCUUUCUUUUUCUCUCUCUUUUGCAAUUUCUGAUCUCUCCCCCCUCUCUCUCUCCUUUUUCUUUAUUCUCUUCUUUUUUCUUUCUCUGUCAUCGUUGUCAAAUUGGUCUCUCUUUUCCGUUUGUCACUCAAUGUUUUCCUCUCUCCCUGUUUUCUUUCCUACCCUUUCCUCGACACGUUCUUUUAUUCUGUCUCCGUUGCCCUUUUUUCUUUUCCCUUUCUUUCUAUUACCCCUCCCCCCCCAUCAGUAAUCCAUAUAUUCCUACACUUUUCGAUUUUCUCUUCUCUUUCUUCCGCGCUCGACUACUUAUAUUCUUCUUAUCUUUAGCUCCUUCUUUUCUUCUAUUACUAUGGCUAACUAAGUCUGGUAUAAGGUUAGAAGACUCUCAUAGCGGCCAAAGUUCAGAAACGAACACCCACCUAAGUCAUGAUCUGUUCCUCAAUGUUUUCUUUAUCACCACCUCUCUUUUCUUCCUCUUCUUCUUCUUAGUAUUAUUAUUAUUCUUUCUUUCUUUCUUUCUUUCUUUCUUUCUUUCUUUCUUUCUUUUCUCUUUCGUUCUUUCUGCUGUAUCCCUUUCUUUCAUCGUUUUCAUUAUUUCUUUCGUUCCGUUUUUUCAUUCAUUCUUCGGUCUUUUGCUUUCUUUCGUCGCUAUUUUUGUUCCUUUUUCUCCCUACAGGCUAAUUGUCUCUCGUUCGUUUUCUUCUUCUUCUUCUUCUUCUUCUUAUUAUUAUUAUUAUUAUUAUUAUUAUUAUCUUUCAUUACAGAGCCGCUUAUUUUCAUCUUUUUGCGUUUGGGUAAUUGUUUCCUUUUCUUCUUUUUUCUUCUUCUUCUUAUUUCGUUCUUUCUUUCUUUUUGUCUGUCUUUCUUUUUUUCCUUCACUCUAA